UAUGAAAACAACAUUACUGCUUGAUAAAAAUCAGAGUUUAAUUUUAAAUAAAAACUAUAAAUUAUUCUUAUCUGCUACCUUUAAAUUUGCUUUUCAUAUAGCAGACAUUUGUGUGCCGUACUGAUUCUGAAGUUUACAUAAGUACCUACUCAAGAUAAGGAAAGUUUUCUGCAUAUUACCCUCUUGAUGGUCUGAUAAAAUGUUGUCGUCUCUGAUAAAAGAACACCAAGCUAAACAGGCUGCCAAACGUGUCAUUCAAGAACAGAAAAGAAAAGAAUGCAUCGCAGCUGCCAAUGAGUUAACCCAGGCACUGGUAGAUCAUCUUAAUGUUGGGGUAGCUCAGGCGUACUUAAAUCAAAAGAAAUUAGAUGCCGAAGCAAAGUUAUUACACCAAGGAGCUAUAAACUUUUCGAAGCAGACACAGCAGUGGUUAGCACUCGUCGAGAACUUUAGUAGCGCGUUAAAAGAAAUAGGUGAUGUCGAAAACUGGGCCCGGAGUAUAGAGAGUGAUAUGAAAAUUAUUACUGACACACUGGAAAGGGCUUACGAGACCACUCAGGAAACACCCAGUAAUAGCACACAAUAAAUAAAGUAAGAAUUA
This is a messenger RNA of Aricia agestis (brown argus), 601 nucleotides long. It is a transcript of the gene Blos1, whose product is annotated as biogenesis of lysosome-related organelles complex 1 subunit 1. The record is from RefSeq and is a predicted model, not a curated record. Lineage: Eukaryota; Metazoa; Arthropoda; Insecta; Lepidoptera; Lycaenidae. Gene Ontology annotation, cellular component: BLOC-1 complex. Bases 200 to 586 code for a protein of 128 amino acids. The transcript is spliced from 3 exons. Gene Ontology annotation, biological process: endosomal transport.